Gadus macrocephalus (Pacific cod) is the source of this 1027-nucleotide messenger RNA. It is a transcript of the gene ankrd39, whose product is annotated as ankyrin repeat domain 39. Gene Ontology annotation, molecular function: protein binding. The record is from RefSeq and is a predicted model, not a curated record. NCBI's taxonomy places the organism in Eukaryota, Metazoa, Chordata, Actinopteri, Gadiformes, Gadidae. The transcript is spliced from 4 exons. Bases 130 to 678 code for a protein of 182 amino acids.
ACAACAGGAUAUUCAGUGAUUGGCCCCUAAACCUGCCCUAAACACUAGUAGUAUAUUUAUAUAUAGAGAGAGAGAAUCUUACAUGGGUGUUCCUCUCUGUUAGUAAAACCUUUUCUUUGAAAGUCCCUCAUGGCGUGUGACCAAGAGCACAGUUCAUGCUGCACCCAUCCAUGUUCUGCACCGAGUGUUUAUCAAACCUUGGAUGAGAUGGACUUUGAAAGAGGUAUCUGGUGUGCUGCAAUGGACGGUGACAUGGACAGGGUGAAAUCCCUGAUAAAGACGGGUGUUGACCCCAACCUGAGGGACUCCUCCAGAUACACCGCUCUGCACUACGCCAGUCGCAGCGGGCGCCUUGAUGUGUGCGCCUUCCUCCUCCAAAGCGGCGCCUGCACGUCUCCCCAGACGCCAGGGGGCGCCACACCGCUCCACCGUGCAGCUUACUGCGGUCACCUGGACGUGGUGGGGCUCCUGCUCCGCCACGGGGCAGACCCGCGGCUCUGUGACGACGACGGAGCGUCCCCGCUACACAAGGCAGCCGAGCGCGGCCACACGGACGUGUGUGAGCUGCUCCUCCAGCACUUCCCCGCACUCCGUAGCCUUGCCAACAAGAAGUUCCAGCUACCUCACCAGGUGGCCCUCGACGGCCCCCUGCAGGGGCUCCUGAGACCCCCGUCAUGACCCCCUCUGCGCUGACCACUGGCCCCAGGGGGUCAGGCGUUGAACUAGAACCGAGCACAGAAGGGAUGACCGGGGAAGAAGCAGGCGUCCACGGCCCUGCUUGUGCUGGACUGUGAUGGUGGUCCUGGAGCGAAACAGGAUUCCUGACAAACUGCUGCUAUAAGACCCGUUAAACAAUUGUAUUUAUUGAAAGUUGUUUCCAUUGUGUUAUCCUUUAAUUCCACCCAGUAAUUUAGUGGUUAUUUUAAUUAAAUGACAUACCUAGAAACCGACCAGUGUGUAAGUAGUAAAUCGUCGUCAAGUCUCAUUGUUGGAAGGCGUAAAGUGUAAAAAUAAAACCAAUGUAAAG